Messenger RNA from Nicotiana attenuata, 828 nucleotides. RefSeq lists its product as uncharacterized. NCBI's taxonomy places the organism in Eukaryota, Viridiplantae, Streptophyta, Magnoliopsida, Solanales, Solanaceae. The coding region runs from base 1 to 828 and encodes 275 amino acids. The transcript has 2 exons. The record is from RefSeq and is a predicted model, not a curated record.
AUGCCAUUGGACUAUCUCCGAGAUUCCAAUGUGGACCUGGAGAACAUGCUAGAAAAAUUAGGGAUCCCAAAGAAAAAGGACUUCCUCAUGCAGGAACCCCUGGAGAUAGAGUUCAAAGAGCAGUCAGGAGAAAUGCUUAUUGCUCUAAUCACAACAGGGCAAACAAACCCUUCAAGUUUGAAUCUAUGUGGUGUAGACUUCCUCCCUCUUGUGGAGGACCGUUUUGAUGCUAGGCUUGAUAUUCUGGAAGCUACUUAUGUCUUUACCAACAGAGUAACUGACUGGAAUAAACAUGUCUUUGGCAACAUCUUCCAUAGUAAAAGGCAUAUCCUUGCGAGACUUUCUGGUAUUCAGAAGUCCAAUGCCUGCCCCUUUAGCAUCUUCCUUCAGGAGUUGGAAGCCAAGCUCCAACAUGACUUUUAUACCAUUCUAAAGAUUGAGGAAGACUUCUGGAAGCUUAUAUCCAGAAUUAGUUGGUUGAGUGAGGGUAAUGCUAACACCAAAUUCUUCCAUAUAUCCACUCUUAACAGAAGAAGGAGGAACAUGAUCAUGUCCUUCAAGGAUGAGGUAGGAACAACAGUCAGAAUCCCCAGGACAUUAAAGACAAUCAUCAACUACUUCACUAAAAUCUAUACCACUGAACAUCACAACUCAGUGCUGAACAGGAUUCACAUCACUGAUAGUACUAAUAUACUGAAUACCAGGGAGCAAGACACCAUUGACUCCACAUUUAGGCUCUCUGAGAUCAAGUGUGCCUUGUUCUUCUUCAAGGCCAUGAAGGCACCUGGGCCUGAUAACCUCCACCCUUUCUUCUACAAGAAGUACUGA